CAGCCAGCCCCCGCUCUCCGAUGCUGGUGGCAGCUCUCGCCGUCUCGGGCGUCCUCGUCGGCCCGGCGGCGCGUCCCGCCGCGCCGCGCUCGGCGCCGCACGCGCUCUCCAUGGCGGCGGCGGGCGAGUCCUUCUCUGUCGGCGUGCUCGCGCUCCAGGGCGGCUUCAAGGAGCACCUCUCCGCCGUCGAGCGGCAGGCGGGCGUCACGGGUGUGGAGGUCCGCACGCCGGCCGACCUCGCCUCCGUGGACGCGCUGAUCCUGCCCGGCGGCGAGUCCACCGCCCAGGGCCACUGCAUUGUCGAGGCCUCCAUGCUCAAGCCUCUGCAGGAGUUUGCUGCGUCCAAGCCAGUGUGGGGCGUCUGUGCCGGCAUGAUCCUGCUGGCCGACGGCCUCAAGCAGUCUGAGCCGCAGGCCCUCGUCGGCGGCCUCCACGCCACCAUCGAGCGCAAUGCCUUUGGCCGCCAGAUCGACUCGCGCUUCCGCUCAAUGUCGCUGCAGGGCUCCGCCGCCGCUGCGGGCGUCUCCGAGGCGGCCUACUUCAUCCGUGCGCCGGCGGUGGCCGAGUGCGGCGAGGGCGUCGAGGUGCUCGCCACCCUCCCCGACGGCGAGACGGCGGUCGCCGUGAGGCAAGACAACCUGCUCGCCACGUGCUUCCACCCCGAGAUCUCGGGCGACGACUCGUGGCUCCGCUUCUUCCUCUCGACCGUCGCGGGCCGCGACCUCGACGAGGCGGAGCCGCACCCCGACCUCACCACCGUCGCUCCGUGGCAGCCGCUCCCGCGGCCGGACAGCGCGGUCGACACCGCCGUCAAGCGCGCGUUCGCCGUCUUCCAGCAGGGUGGCGUCAUCAUGGACGUGGUGGACGGGGAGCAGGCCCGGAUCGCGGAGGAGGCGGGCGCCGUCGCCGUGAUGGCCCUCGAGCGCAUCCCCGCCGACAUCAAGCGCGACGGCGGCGUCGCGCGCUCCUCCGACCCCGCGAUGAUCCAGGACGUCAUGAGCUCGACCUCGCUUCCCGUGAUGGCAAAGUCGCGGAUAGGGCACUUUUACGAGGCGCGCCUGCUCGAGGCGCUCGGGGUGGACUGCAUCGACGAGUCCGAGGUCCUCACCGCCGCCGACGAGACGCAUCACAUCGACAAGCGCGACUUCGCCAUUCCGUUCGUUUGCGCGCAGGACCUGGGCGAGGCGCUGCGCCGCAUCGCCGAGGGGGCGGCGAUGAUCCGCCUCAAGGGCAACGCGGGCACGGGCAACGUGAUUCAGGCUGUCCGCCACGCGCGCGACGUCUACUCGCAGAUCCGCCAGCUCCGCUCCCUCCGCCCGGACGAGGUCUUCGGCUUUGCCAAGGAGCACCGCGUGCCGGUGGAGCUGGUCGAGCAGGUGCGCGACGCGGGGCGGCUGCCCGUCGUCACCUUCGCGGCGGGCGGGCUCGCCACGCCGGCCGACGUGGGGCUGCUCAUGGAGCUCGGCGUGGACGGCGUCUUUGUCGGCUCGGGCAUCUUCAAGGGCGAGAACCCCGCCAAGCGGGCCGCCGCGAUGGUCAAGGCGUGCGCGCACUACAAGGACCCCGCGGUGGUGGUCGAGGCGUCGACCAACCUCGGCAAGGCGAUGGUCGGCCUGCUCGAGCACGAGGACCCCGCCUCGGUCGCACACCUCGACGACCUCGGGCUGGAGGGCCGCGUGCUGCGCACCGCGGAGAACGCGAUCGGCGGCAUCGACCGCUCCGUCGCCGCCUGAGCGCGCCUCGCGCCUCGCGAGCGGCAACUCGCCCUCUCUCGAACCCCUCUCACUCGCCCGUGAGGCCACGCAAGCGCGGCUAGACCUUCGCGGCGCACCAGAGCCGCAGGAGCACGAGGGGCGCCACUUCAGCGCCUCAAGGUGACCGUUGUAUGUAAGUGCCGGCCAGGGCUGGCACGUGGGAGUGCCACCCACAAUCUCGUUAUGAUUGUACACCUUUUU
Molecule: messenger RNA, 1955 nt
Organism: Emiliania huxleyi CCMP1516
Lineage: Eukaryota; Haptophyta; Isochrysidales; Noelaerhabdaceae
Product: pyridoxine biosynthesis protein
Exons: 3
Coding region: 21-1733 (570 amino acids)
Biological process (GO): pyridoxine biosynthetic process; pyridoxal 5'-phosphate biosynthetic process; amino acid metabolic process
Molecular function (GO): glutaminase activity; amine-lyase activity
Source: RefSeq, a predicted model, not a curated record